Molecule: messenger RNA, 1502 nt
Organism: Danio aesculapii
Lineage: Eukaryota; Metazoa; Chordata; Actinopteri; Cypriniformes; Danionidae
Product: transmembrane protein 132C-like
Exons: 2
Coding region: 513-1502 (329 amino acids)
Source: RefSeq, a predicted model, not a curated record
CUUUCUGUCUCAGGAGAACUGCGCGAGUAAGUUCCUUCAGGCAAAGCUAAGAUAAAAAUCAGACAUGUUGGCACAAAAGCAGCGUCACAGGAGCGAUGGGAACAUUUCAGAGAGUGUCAGCGGCGACCGCGGGUGGUUUUGCGCUGCCGUGCGUCAAGAGACGGAUUCAUAGGACGCGCAUCUACCCACGAGCUCGCGCGGAGAGCACAACCAACUUCUGCGGCGCGUGACUUCAUAACGCACCCGCUCCGGAGCUUUUAAACUUUAUGUACUGGAGGAAUAAUCACAACACGGCAACAAUGACAGUGACUUUCCUUGGCUUAUAAUAAUAAUAACAACGCAUUGCCACUUUUGAAUCUCGUUUCUGACGGAAUUUUGGUGAGAGGUAAAGGACACGGAUUUUUGGGGGACCGCACCAAGGCUAAUCUGCUAACGAACCAUUUAUAUUAUCACAUGACUUUCCAGAGGAUUAUGAUAUUUAUUCAAGAACUUCUCAAACUAGACUAUUCAUUAUGUCGUUUUUGAACAGUAUACUACUACCCAGAAAGCCAAAGAUGACCGCUUUACGGAUGGCGUUACUGCACGCGCUCCUCGCCGCGUCUCUCCAUGGAGUGUGUGAGAGCAGGGGCGGAGGUAGCGAUCCCGUGCCCAGGUUCUCUUCAUCCUUGCCAACGUACCUCCCUGUGUCCUGCCAACUGCAGGGUGCAGAGUCAUCCUUCUUUCUCCGGGAGGCCACACAGGAAGUGAUGCGUAACGGGAGCUUGCAGACACGCAGUGAACCCCUGUUUCUCCACUUGCCAGAUGCUGGUCCAGCUUCCCUCUUAUCGGUCAACUGUAGCUACGGAAACCUCACCGCAGAGUCGCCAGUACCACCAGAACUCCUUCAAGGGGCGCUGCCACGGUCCUUCCACACCUCGUCACACCUCACGCUGGGGUGGAAGGUGAGAGCGCACCUUGUGAGCCGGAGGAUAGGAGUCGAACGCUCUCAAAUCCAGGUGUUGUUUUACCUGGCGGGCCGCAGGUGGGAGGAUAUGGACCCUCCUGCGGAACUGCUCCCAUGUAUUCAUGUUGUUGGGGUUCGGGAUCCGGGGGAAGGUUCUGUAUCCACUGCUUGCCGACUGGAGGGAAACCUGGGCAUCUGUGUAGCCCAACUUAGCAUCCCUACGAGUUGGUUCAAUGCUCCUCCACCACGUAGACGCGCACAGGAGCCCACUCCCAUCACGGUGGAGUUGCAUUACUCCAUCUCUCCUCCAGAGGCCCUCGGGAAGGAGUGUGUUGCAGGGAGGGUACAAGGAAAGACUGUAGGGCAGGAAGGGGAUAUGCAGAGGAUUGGGACAGUGACUCUCACCACUGGGGACAACAAAGCACCCAGAACCCGACUUAGACUUGAUGGAGAUGUGGAGAUUCUGGCACCCCCCAGCCCAGUGAAACAGGGACAGACUGUGGGAUUUCAAGUACUAAUGAAUCCUGCUGCCACCACUGAACAGUUCACACUCAGGUAG